CCAAAAAAAAAAAAAAAGUGAGUUCAUUCUAAAUCACGCGCAAACCUGACCCCUGGAAUAAGGUGGUGCCGAGAAUCGAGCUUUCUUAGUGCUAUAGAAUAAUAAGCUCAUUGUCGGCGUCUUACAUCAUCUCAUUUAAUUCGCGUGGCAGACUGAUGAAAGAUUCCCCCCUGGUUGCGGAUAAAGCCGAACAGACUGGGGUCGUGUGGCUAAUAAAGAGCAAAGGUGGAAUUUGGAAGUCUGGUAACCCAACCCCACUGCUGAGGGCUUUAACCCGUGAAGCUGUACAGUCCGUUGGGGAAAGGGCUUGGAAAACUUAAAAGAGAAUCAGCGAGGACAUUUCCCCUGAGUGAGUGACCCCUGAACCAAAGCCUAGGUGAUGAUGAGUUAAUCAAGUUGAAGACGUGGGCAAAAGAUCUGUCCAGACUAGUUGCAGAACAAGUCAUUUGAUAAGUUUGGAGUGUAGCCUCCAGGGGAGAAUACUAGAAAAUGCCAGAAAACUAGGAGGCUAAACAGCUGAGGCCUUGUAGUUUGGACUUUAUCUCCAAGGCGGAGGAUCCACCCACGAGAAACCUUCAGAAGGGGGAGAUGAGCCAAUCGAGGUGGCACACGCCUAUUCAUCCCAGCACUCAGAGGACAAAAUCAGACAGACUUCUGAAUUCAAGGCCAGCCUGGUAAUACAUAGUGAGUUCCAGGACACACAGGGCUACAAAGAGAGACCUUGCCUCAAAACAAAAUAAAAAGUUGUAAGCAGAGAUUACGUGAUUGGCCAAUGCAGUAAUUAUAGUGAGAGAUCAUCGUGCACUAGGACUCAAAGUAGCUGUGGAGGACCUGGGAAGUCCUAAAGACAGAGAAACACACCCAGCCACUGCUCUCCAGCAACUGCAGUCGCGUAAUAGGCAUGUUGCAGACCCGUGGUUCCUACCAGUUACUGGAUUUGAAUGUUCUAGGGUCGGAAGACGUUCUAAAAACUGGACACUUCAUCCAUAGGCAGGCUUGUGAAGUCGGGAUCUACAUUUUGUAGAUGGUAACCCUGAAACUCAGAGAGGUGAACGCUUUGAUCAAGUUCCCACGGCCAAUUAGGGAUAGAAGCAGGGCUCCUACCAGCCUUUGAACAAAGGCAUUCCUGGAGAAGUAUGGAUACUUCAAUGAGAAGGGUUCGAAAGCUCCAGCCUCCACGCAGUUCAGCAAUGCCAUCAGAGAGUUCCAGUGGGUGUCCCAGCUGCCCAUCAGUGGCGUGUUGGACCGGGCCACACUGCAUCAGAUGACACUUCCGCGCUGUGGGGUUGCAGACGCCGACAGUCAUGCAGCUUGGGCAGAGAGGAUCAGUGCCCUGUUUGCUGGACGCCGGGCCAAAAUGAGACGUAAGAAACGCUUUGCAAAGCCAGGUAACAAAUGGUACAAACAGCAUCUGUCCUACCGCCUGGUGAACUGGCCUGAGCGCCUGCCCGAGCCAGCUGUCCGAGGGGCCGUACGAGCUGCCUUCCAGUUGUGGAGCAAUGUGUCAGCGCUGGAGUUCUGGGAGGCCCCAGCCACAGGCCCUGCUGACAUCCGCCUCACCUUCUUCCAAGGGGACCACAAUGAUGGGCUAGCCAACGCAUUCGACGGCCCAGGGGGCGCCCUGGCGCACGCCUUCCUGCCCCGCCGGGGCGAAGCGCAUUUCGACCGAGAUGAGCGUUGGUCCCUGAGCCGCCGCCGCGGGCGCAACCUGUUCGUGGUGCUGGCGCACGAAAUCGGCCACACGCUUGGUCUCGCGCACUCGCCCGCGCCCCGCGCGCUCAUGGCGCCCUACUACAAGAAGCUGGGCCGCGACGCCCUGCUCAGCUGGGACGACGUGCUAGCGGUGCAGAGCCUGUAUGGGAAGCCUCUGGGACGCUCAGUGGCCACCCAGCUCCCUGGAAAGCUAUUCACUGACUUUGAGGCUUGGGACCCUCGCAACUCCCAGAGGAUACGCCCCGAAAUCAGAGGUCCUAAAUACUGCCACUCUUCCUUUGAUGCCAUCACUGUAGAUGGACAGUGGCGACUGUACGUCUUCAAAGGAAGCCACUUCUGGGAAGUCGCAGCUGAUGGCAAUGUUUCAGAGCCCCGUCCCCUACAGAAAAGGUGGCCUGGGCUGCCUCCCAAUAUCGAGGCUGCUGCAGUGUCGCUGGAAGAUGGAGACUUCUACUUCUUUAAAGGGAGUCGAUGUUGGAGGUUCCAGGGCAUGAAGUCUGUGUGGGGUAACUCACAACUGUGCCGGGCUGGAGGUCUGCCCAGACACCCAGACGCCGCUCUCUUCUUCCCGCCUCUGCGCCGCCUUGUCCUCUUCAAGGGCGCCCGCUACUACGUGCUGGCUCGAGGCGGGAAGCAAGUGGAGCCCUACUAUCCUCGCAGCCUGAGGGACUGGGCGGGGGGCCCUGAGGAGGUCAGUGGCGCCCUACCAAGGCCGGAUGGCUCCGUCGUCUUCUUCAGAGAUGACCACUACUGGCACCUGGAUCAAGCCAAACUGCGGGUGACCGGCUCCGGCCGCUGGGCCACAGAGCUGCCCUGGAUGGGCUGUUGGAAUGCCAACUCAGGAGGUGCCCUGUUCUGAAGGCGCCCCAUACUGAAUGAACAGUGGUUGCCCCCGCCCGAGGGGCGAGGCCUGUCUAGGAAGCCUUGAACCUCGCAGGAACUUCCCGGUAGCACUGGCUUCAGCAGGAAAUCUGCAUUUAUUCCCCACCACCACCACCACCACCACUGUGGUCGAAGGAGAAACAAAAACAGGGUCCCCAUAGCCCUUUCCCUCAAGGACCUCCUUCCUUCCCACUCCUGAGGGGAUUCUGUUCUGAUGAAGGUGCAGUCCCAUGCCCAUAGUGCUGAGUCCCACCAGAGAAGAUGCAAAACUUAACUGGGAGGGGGGUGAGGACCACUCUGCAGGACCUCCCUUUCUAUCUAUGCCUUUCAGGCUCAGUUCCUGGGAAAUCACGUAUUAUUCCAUCAGAGACUUCACCCUACCUCCCAUGCCCAGCAAGUUUGGGUGUGGUGAAGGCUCCUCUCCACUGUCAGGGGCGCUUUGCUGGAUCAAGAAGCAGAGCAGAAGGGAAUGUGGUCCUCUUAGGCCUGACUUCUUGUCUGGGGUGAUGAAGAAGUACCCCUAGCUGGUCAGCCCAGAGAUGUAGCAGCCUUCCUUGGGCAGCCUCAGUAGAAGCAGAUGAGUGUGGGGUGCUUGAGACUCGGGGACCCAUGCUCUUACAUCCAACUAAGGGACAACCAGCUGCGUGUGGUUGUUGUGGAGAGAGGGGGUGCACCUCUCUUCAGAAAGCAGACCGUCUUCACCAGUUUGCCUUCCAGAUGGACGUCUCUUGUGCAGCAGGAAGAUGGCAGAGGGCCCUUUCCGGGUCUGACCAUUGCAGGCACUGGGAAUGCAGCCUCCAUAGCGCUCUGCAGGUUGGGUGAGGCCCGUUUGCUCUCAAUGGCCCCAUUCUCCAGGCCACACACGCAGCAGCAUUCCGAAGCUCAUGCUGUCUAGCCAAGAAUAGCUGGGAUUCCUGGAGAAGGAACCAGCUCCCCAGCUUUCCCCCUUUGUCUGAGCCAGUCUCGGUAUUAAUUUUAGCAUCUGGAUCUCCAUCCCACCCUGCCUCCUCCUCCACCUACCAAUGCCUCUGCACACACACACACACACACACACACACACACACACACACACACUCACACACACACACUGACCACCGAGAGCCAGCUCUCAGGGAGGGGAGAACGAUUUGGCAGGGGAGCAGCCCACAGUUCCCCAGAGGCAUUGCUGGCCCCGUGCCCUCCUUUCUUCUCUGUGCCGUGGACAGAAUGGCCUUUGACUGCCCUUAGAUGCAAGUGCUUUGUACUGCCCUGUCCUGGGGAGACCAUGGAGGAACCACCCUGCUAUCCCCUGCUUUCUGGGUUGUACUCAGGAGAGAGAAAGGAGGGUCCCAUCUUUAUCACCCCACUCCACUUCAGGCAACUCUGAUUUGAGACUUUAUUGAGGGAUUAGAGGGAAAGACGGAAUGUCUUAAAGGACAGAGGGAACCCCGAGGCUGUUUUUCUCCAGGCGAUGCCUCUGUUCGCCUGGCCAGAAAGACAUGGAAAAGAUGCAGGUGAGGAUGAAUUGGAGGCGUGGGUCAGGAGAGCUGUAGAUGUUGGGUACUGUCUAGGGAGUAGUGCCUAGGUUCUGCUGUAUAGUUUGGCGAGACAACAGGUGUGAACCGACAGUGGGCCUUUUCACCGGAAGGAGGCGCCAAGGACGGCAGUUUGAAAGGACAGCUCUGUGGAACGCACUAGAGAUAGAAGAGUUUGGAGCUUUGCGGGUGCAGAGGCUGGGACUGGAUGCACUCAGAGCUCCCGGCGGCCUCCGCCUUACUCGGGUCAGGGUGCUCCAGAAUACAGUGCUCUAUGUAGGCCGGGUGGCUAUGCAGGCUCUUGCAUUUCUUGCAGAAAAGGAUCUCGCAGCGCGCACAAACCCCGCGGCGCGGUGGCCGCCGCCGCGUCUCCAACACGCACGGUUCUUCCGGGGCACCACGCUUCCUACGGGCCGGGGACGUGAGUGCUCAGUAGCCCUGCGGCCCUCCUCCCUAAAACUCGACCCCGGGUGCUUGCGUCUCACCUGUCCGCAGGAGCGGCCAGGCCACCCAGCAGCGCGAACGGGCUGAGCCAGCCCCAGAAGCCGCUGUCCGAGCGUCGCAGCAGCGCCACCUGCUGGGUGCUGGGCUCCUGGCGCAGCGGGCAGUAGCACACCGAGAGGGCCUCGCGCUCCUCCGCAUCGCGGGCGUCCUCCUCGACCUCCGCCGUGCUCUCGGGAUCCCGCUUCUCCACCUCCGACGAUGACGACGACGACGACGACUCGUCCUCCGUCUCCUCCUCGCUGGCCUCGGGCUCCUCCACCUCCUUCUUCCACAGAGGGGUCUUCACGCCUGCAGGCGGGGAGGGGGAGCCUGAAUCCAGCAUGCCUGGGGGAGAUGCGGCCGUCCAGCUGCUGCCUGCCAAAGGGCUUCGGAGUCCCAGAUUCCCGGACUGCGGCCAAGUUCCCGCCCUCCUGAGCUUCCUUGCUAAGGAUUCCAAGCAAGUCACCUCGCUUCCAUCAAGCUCCAUUUUUUUUUAUUUUUUUAUUUUUUUUAUUUUCCCGUCUCUGAAGCGGGAAAAGUAGCACCUACCUCAAUAGUGGUUGUGAGGCUGACUCUAGAUAGUGUCUGGGUAAAACACACAGUUUCCUGCUUGCCGUUGUGCAAGCAAUCAACGAACAUAUAUUGCCAACACGGAAGGAGGAGGAUUACCCAACGUUAAUAAACAUCAAUUGCUAUUUCAA
Peromyscus maniculatus bairdii (prairie deer mouse) is the source of this 5293-nucleotide messenger RNA. NCBI's taxonomy places the organism in Eukaryota, Metazoa, Chordata, Mammalia, Rodentia, Cricetidae. The record is from RefSeq and is a predicted model, not a curated record.